Molecule: messenger RNA, 1480 nt
Organism: Coccidioides posadasii C735 delta SOWgp
Lineage: Eukaryota; Fungi; Ascomycota; Eurotiomycetes; Onygenales; Onygenaceae
Gene: ATG5
Product: autophagy protein 5
Biological process (GO): cellular response to nitrogen starvation; C-terminal protein lipidation; autophagy of mitochondrion
Cellular component (GO): Atg12-Atg5-Atg16 complex; phagophore assembly site membrane; cytoplasm
Molecular function (GO): Atg8-family ligase activity
Source: RefSeq, a predicted model, not a curated record
CAGGACAUAAAAGGCACUUUCACGGCUGCUAGAAAGUGUGUUUGUAGCGUCGCGCCAACGUUUAAAUGUUUCGAUAACGGCCAUGGCAAACCAACUUAUCAGGCCGAAAUGCAUUUAACCUUUCUUCGGAGCUCAACAACCACCACGAUCCUAAGGGAUGAAAUGAUGAAAUAGGAACUUAUUUUAUCAUCUAGCUAUCCGCCAAUCGAGAUUACCCACAUACAGGAGAGAGUGAGAGUACCUCAAGAGUAAAAAACACUGAGAGCCUUACCUCCGCAACGAAGAUUAUUCCUGGAUCUCAUUUCCAGAGAUGGCAGCAUCGUCAGCCUCGACGAGUGCCAUCCAGCAGCGAGUCUGGCAGGGCCGGAUUCCGCUGCAAAUAGUUCUGUCGCCGUCGGAGUGCAGGAUAUAUGAUCAAUCCGAUCCAUACAUUAUAUCCAUUCCUCGACUCUCAUAUCUUCCUUUUAUUCUACCCAGGCUAUUUUCGUUUUUCUCGUCCUCUCUCAUCGACCCCGACGUUCAGGCCCAUGACGGCUGGUUUUCCUUUGAGGGUGUUCCGCUUAAAUGGCAUUAUCCAGUUGGUCUGCUGUAUGAUCUUUACGCUGGGGCAGAGCCUAUUACAUCCAAGUCCUUAUCGUCACCUGGCAGUGAGCGUGAGCACUAUGUUCGGGGCGGCACGCGUGAAAACAUAUCAGAGAGCGGAGCAGAAGGGGAAAAGGACGACGACCACGGCCACGACCACGAAUUCAAGCGUGACGCCCUGCCGUGGAGGCUGAUGGUCCAUUUCCACGACUGGCCGGAGCAAGAUCUCAUCCGGCUUGAUCCAGAGGGCAAAAUUCUACACGAUGCCUUUAUAAAUAGCGUCAAGGAGGCUGAUUGUCUACGGAACGGGACUGCGAAGCGCAUCAUGGCCCUCUCUAAAGAAGACUCAUCAGGAUUAUGGAAAAGUGUCGAAGAGCACAACCUCCCCGCCUACCACCGCAUCCACAACACCCUCCUCCUCCCCACCCCUCCCACACCCUUCCGCAACAUCCCCAUCCGUAUCUUCCUCCCCGCUCCACCAGACUCCCCAUCCCCUUCUCUGAAAGUCAUCCAGUCCCCGAUCCCACCGCUCAUACAGCCCACCGCAUCCCCGUCAUCCAGUAUCAGCAGCGCCUCCAGACAGAUGCAGCCGCAGGUCCAGACGAUCGGCACCGCGUUGAACUCUUUGCUUCCGAGCUUGUUUCCGAGUAAGCGAACGCCAAUGCUGGCGAAGCCGGUCCUGCAUGGGGCUGUAGUGCCGAUGAGUGCGCCGGUGGAGGAGGUGGUGAAGUGUGCAGGGUAUGCGGAUGGGUGGCUUGGGGUGGUUGUUUCAAUGGUAGGAUAGGGAGUUUGCAGGUGUUUUAAUGGGUUGAAAACUAGAUAGUCAUGAUAAGAUAGAUUGCUCGGCGUGUUUACUAGGCUCAAUCCCUUUGAUAACACACUGGAUGCUUAAGAACAA